Messenger RNA from Aspergillus candidus, 5567 nucleotides. RefSeq names its product putative endosomal peripheral membrane protein (Mon2). The transcript is spliced from 6 exons. The record is from RefSeq and is a predicted model, not a curated record. The coding region runs from base 216 to 5339 and encodes 1707 amino acids. Lineage: Eukaryota; Fungi; Ascomycota; Eurotiomycetes; Eurotiales; Aspergillaceae.
UUUCUAGUACGGUGCACUGGUCUCUUGACGAAUAUAUAUGGUGACGACUUUUUCAGUCUGCUACGAUUGUAUCAUAUUGAUCUACCGGGGAAACAAAGCAAUGAAGCAUAGUACCCUAUGAAGCCACAUCAGCUCUAUCGGAAUCGCCCUAACCUUACUACUAUUCGGAGCUUCUAGCGGCAUUGGCCAUGCUUUGAUCCCACGCGCAAUUGGAAAUGUCCUCCCAAUACCUGCAGUCGGAGCUUUUGAACCUCAUUCAGGAGUCCAAGAGGAAAAAUACCGACUUGCGACAUGCCGCCGAAGAGUCACUAAAUGACCUGAAGGCAUUGCCCUCUACGUCUGAAGCCCAGAUAUCUGCUGAUCUGGUUCGCAAACCUAAAUUUGUCGAUCCAUUUAUUCUAGCCUGCCAUGGGCGCCAUGCGAAAACCGCUGGAAUUGGGGUUGUGUGCCUGCAAAGACUGGUGGCGUCUAGAUCAUUGCCCUCUGAGCGAUUGAAGGAUGUCCUGGGUGGUCUCAAGGAGACGACGAAUCUGAGCCUAGAUAUCCAACUCAAAAUCUUGCAGACGCUGCCAUCUCUAUUCCAGCACUAUUCCAGCGACUUGAGCGGAGAGCUCCUCGGGAGUACGUUGGAAAUUUGCGCCACGCUGCAGGCAAGUAAGACCCUUGCGGUCUCCAGUACGGCGGCGGCCACACUACAGCAACUCGUGGUUUCGACUUUUGAGCGGGUUUCCACCGAAGAUAAUGGGUCCAAGUCGACAGUUUCCGUCAAGGUCGAUGGGAACUCCGUAGACAUUGGGGUUUUGGCAUAUGAUGCUCUGCGGGUUUUGGAUGAUCUCUGUCGUCUUGUAGAUGGAGAGCCCUUGCAGUUUUUACGAAUCAAAUCACUGUCGCCCACGUUCACUUUGGAACUCAUUGAAAGUGUCCUGCUCAACAGUGGCCGCCUGUUUGUCGAUCAUGCGGAACUCACGCAGGUCUUGCGGACACGACUUGUGCCAUUGACUGUGAGGUACCUGUCGGAAAGGCACUCUUUUGCCCAGUCUGUCCGCGUCUCUCGGAUUCUUCUCGUGAUCCUCAAGCGCCACAUGUCCCUUCUUACAGCGGACUGUGAGAUGGCUUUGAGUUUAAUGACGCAUUUGCUAGAACCCGAUGGAACAUCUCCCUGGAAGCGUGUCCUCUGCAUGGAGAUAUUUCGUGGCUUGUAUGCCGAGCCAGGGCUUGUACGGCUGAUUUACUCCUUGUAUGAUGGGGUAGAUGGAAGAAAAUGUAUCCUCAAAGAUCACAUGGCUGCUCUGGUCCGUCUAGCAUCUGAGAAGCCUGCCGUCAUAGGUGUAAGCAAUCGCUCAACAAUGCCGGCGGGGGCAGGACACUCGAGAUCCAUGACGGAGGACCAGAUCACCCUUGAAGCUAGUGGUCUUGCUGGUGUGAUUGGGACGACUGUUUCAUCUAAUGAUACUAAUGUGCCUGGCAUCAGCACUCAGUGGAGUGUGGUUCGCACGGCUUACAUAGAACUGCUGGACAAAACUGAUCCGCCACCUCCUCCAGAAACUUACAUUUACAGCCUUGUGCUGAAUUGCAUAAGUGCCUUUGCGGAAGGGCUUGCCAAGUUCAUACUUCCGUUGACGGUCCCUGACUUGAAACAGAAGAGGAAGAAUCGGAUCGCAAACUCCGAGCAGAAUGGUAGCCCUGCGAGACCUGUGCAAGAUCUUCAACGCACGGACUCCUCGAAGAGCAUUACUAAAUCAAGCCCCAAAAGGUCGACAAUACCCCUUAAUCCUCUCGAACUGGAUUCCCAUCCUCAGUUUUCAGCGAUUAAGACCUGCGCUGCGAUCAUUGACAAUUGUUGGCCAGCUAUCCUUGCCGCAUGCUCCACCUUCCUCUAUGCAUCUCUAGAUGACGAUUUCUAUCACAACCUUGUUCGUUCGUUCCAGAAGUUGGCUCACGUGGCAGGUCUUCUGAGACUGUCUACUCCACGAGAUGCGUUCCUGACCACACUGGGAAAAUCAGCCAUGCCCGUUGACACAAGCGGCAUCAAGCUCGCAGGAGGCGCGACGACAGCCAAAGGUGCUUCUCAACAUAGCUAUCGUGGGGAUGAGAAACGGAAAGGACCAGAAUCGUCUGUCGGUUCAUCAGUGCCUGCAGAUACGGCUGGCGCGUCUUCGGAUGGCCCUUCGCUGUCCCUGAGCACAAGGAAUCUUCUUUGUUUGCGUGCUUUGCUUAAUCUGGGUAUUGCUUUAGGUUCGACUCUGGAUCAGCCGGCCUGGUCUAUAGUUUUAGGCACUCUGCAAGAUACAGAUUUAUUAGUUGGGACGUCCUCGGUAAAGCCAAGUGCCGCCGGUGAAGCUAUAUCCGGUGCUGAGGCGACCAAGGCCAAUAUUGGCGCCGAGGUUUCUGCGGUGCAGGGAGCUUCAAACAAGAUGUUCGAAAGCACGGGUGAUUAUCCGAGCGAUUCGUUCGAAGAGAUCUUGUCUGCGCUCCUGAACCUUUCAGGCGGUUCUGAAGAGACCAGUCCAAAAAAGUCUUCCGACAAAUCACCAAGCGGUGUGGGCUCGGCGAAACGCAGCGGCAUCCGUCGUGACACUCGUCGCGUGUCACUUGCUAUAGGCAAAUCAAGGAUGCAGGACGAAGAACUAAAAUUUGUUUUAGAAAAAGCCAACGAAUUAGCGAAGGCAAAUCUGGAGCGUCUCUCUUCUCUUGUAGAGGAUGAAAGCAGAGCCUGGAGCCUCUUGACUGACAAAUUAAUGUCAAGCGCGGCAGAUGAGACUAUUAGCCAGCCUCUUCGCUUACGGGCCAACGAAGCACUCAACAGCCUUGUUUUCGAGACUAUGAAACAAAGGGAGGAUGAUGAUGAAAGCACACAAAACGCACGCCAAAUGAGGAAUCUUCAAGCAUUGAGCAUGCAAAUCAAGCUGCUCUACGACAGGAGCCCCUGUGUUCCGGGAUCGCCUUCUUCCUCCAUUGCGGAGGUUCACCAACAAGUCCUGGAAGUGUUGAAAGCAAUCCUGGAGCAAUAUGCAGACGCAUUCUCUGAGGGAUGGACAGUGGUGUUUGAGAUCAUCUCCACUGUAUUCGGCACUACUCUGCCCGCAGGCAGCGAGGCACCUCCUUGCCGGAAGGCCAGUAAGACCACAUUGCUGGCAGAUUCGCCUCGACUUAUUCGAGUUUCAUACAAGUCUCUGCAACUGAUAGGAUCCGACUUCAUCUCUCUGCUCCCAUCACCUUGUCGGCUGGACCUUGUGGAUUCGUUCUCAAAGUUCGCGCUGCAGCAACAGGAUUUCAACAUUUCGUUGACGACAACGUCCUCAUUCUGGAACGUUUCUGAUUUUCUUCAAGGCCAGAUUGAGGAAUUUUCCAUCGAGUCUCAGGUGGAUGCCUCGGUGACUGAGGAGAAGCUCGCGAAAUUGGCCAAGAAUGAAGAAUCCUCUGUUUCUCGGAAUGCUUUGUGGCUUCUCCUCUUGCUGCGAAUCGUCGAUCUCACCACAGAUCGCCGGUCAGAGAUCAGGAAUUGCGCAGUCCACACACUCUUGAGGAUCUUUGAUGCUUAUGGUCAGCAAUUGUCCCCCAAGGCGUGGCGGCUGUGCCUCAAUCGAGUCCUGUUCCGCAUGGUGGAGGAAGUCGAGACUGAACUCAUCGAAAUAAACGACAAGGGAGUUGACCGAAGCUCCGAGGGCCUUAGUUCCUGGGUUGACACUACGGUCGUCAUGAUAAAAGGAGCGUCUGACUUGAUCACCACUUUCUUUGAUCCUAUCAUCAAGGAUGAGGAGUUCGACAAGUCUUGGAAACGACUAUUUGAGUACUUCCGAAAGUUCAUUUCCCUGCACAUCCUGGAAAUCAGCGAAGCCGUAUUCACCAGCGUCUCCAAAAUGCUUGUUCGAGUAGAUGGACCGAAUGGAUUGAGCAAACAAGCCGUGCAGGUUACAUGGUCGCUCUGGAUGGAUGGCCAUCCUGCUGAUAGGGAGGAUUUGUUGGACCUGGAGAAGCCGAACCAGGAUGCCGCAUUAGCAUAUCUUGAAGCUUUCCAGCAAGUAUACCGCCUUUACAAGAACGAUUUGUCGGGAGCGGACAUUGGGAAAAUACUCGGGCAUAUGCGUUUCCUCGCGUGGAAUUCUAUUCUACCGCGGUAUUCGCCCGACAUCGACCGGCCCUCCGACUUACAGUCCCUGAUCAUCAAAUGCACCAAAACGCUUUGCACUGAUAAGGCCGAGUCCCAAGCAGAUAUUCUCCACUGUCUCGCGGAAUUUGCUGAUUCCGCACUUUCGAAGUGGACGCCUGGAAGCGAUUCCCGCAAACCGACAUUUGUCGCUUUCUCUAAGAGUGCUAUCGAGCUCCUCAGGUGGUACAUCGCCGAUUUUGGAAUCAAGCAGGACAUAUUCAGCAACGGCUCCCUAGUGACAGCUCUCGAGCACCUCGCCAACCCGAUCUCUCAGAAGUACGAGUGGCCCGGCAAAGACCGUGAGCCAUCCCUCUGGCAAAAGUCCACGGUCGCAUCUCUAGACGUCCUCCAAGUGGCCAUCCCCUACGUGGAGCAACAAUACGAGAAGUCGCAACAAUCAGUAGUCGAGCGCUUCUGGGACUGCGUCGUCCACAUCGCCGACGGCAUCGUUUCCGCCAGGGGAUACCGCACAGUCGCCAUCCCAAGACCCAACAUCCUCAACGACGAAUCAACAGACAUAUCCGCCUUCUCGCGUCUCCAAACCCUCAUCAUCCCCUCUCUCGGAGCGCACACCAUCCCAGACUCCACCCGCCGAGACUUCGCCUGCGCCCUCCUCCGCCCCUCCUUCAUCUACGCCCCGCAACGCUCCGACCUCCCGCCCAAACUAAUAAACGACCCCCUCACCAACCUCUACGACAUCCGCCCCGGCCGAACAUUCGAUCCGGCGCCCACCUCCCGCACCAGAAUGGCCUACACCCUCAUCGACUCCCUGUUCGAACUCUCCGCUGCGCCAGGCCAAGACCAGCAGCGCGUCCUGCUCGCCCGCGACAUCUCCCCCUACCUCAUCCUCCGCUGCGCCGUGGCUCUCAAGUCAUACAUCGCUGAUCAACCCCUGCGCGGCCUGAUGCCCCAGCCGACGCCCGCGCGCAAGGCUCUCCUGCAUCUUCUCCGGGGAAUGGUUAACUUGCGCAGUAGGCCCUCGACUAUCCCUCCGCUUCCGGCAGUCAAAGGCAAGAGGAGUGCUAGCGUUCCUGUCGAUGACGAAGAUGACGAAGGCUCCAACAGCAACAAGCAUCUAGAGUGGAUAUACCCGCUCGUGGUGCAGGCGGUGCAGGUAGCAGGGAAGGAGAAGGACGAUGGGGAGGUUCUUCAUGCUUUGGGGAAGGUGUUGCAGGAGAUAGGGCGGUAGGGAGUGGGAUCUAGGUAUAUGGAUUGGAUUGGAAUGGGUUGAUCUAGUUGUGAUUGAUUGAUUGGUUGGUUGAUUGCUUGCUUGUUUCAAAGAUUGUGGGCGAGGUCCAUGUGAAGACUGUGUGUAUAUUCUAUGGCGAACGCAUUUUCAUUCUCUUUUCUUUCCGUUUCUUUUCCAGUGUCUUUGAUAAAUAUAGAAUACAGGUCACUCCAUGGAGUUUGCUACGAA